Molecule: messenger RNA, 793 nt
Organism: Trichomycterus rosablanca
Lineage: Eukaryota; Metazoa; Chordata; Actinopteri; Siluriformes; Trichomycteridae
Product: regulator of G-protein signaling 8-like
Exons: 4
Coding region: 1-456 (151 amino acids)
Source: RefSeq, a predicted model, not a curated record
AUGGACUUCAAUAGACUGCAGUAUGACUGGGUGGGCAGGCUAAGUUUUCAGGACACCUUGCAAUGGUCCCAGUCUCUGAAUCAACUUCUCAAGUCAAAAUAUGGUUUAGCUACAUUUCGCAUUUUUCUCAAAUCAGAAUUCAGUGACGAAAACAUAGAGUUCUGGUUGACAUGUGAGGACUACAAGAAAAUUAGUUCAUGUCUUAGAAUGUACUUCAAAGCCAGAAUUGUCUAUAACCAGUUCAUUAAACCAGGGUCCCCUAAAGAGAUAAACAUCGACUACCACACGAGGGAGAAAAUUAGAAGCAACAUUAGGAGCCCAACAUCUCACAGUUUUGAUGAGGCCCAAAAGAUUGUGUAUGGACUCAUGGAGCGUGACUCAUAUCCCAGGUUUCUGAGAUCUGAGAUGUACAGGAAUCUCCUGGAUUCUCUAGCUGUGGAUGUUGCUAAUAUAUGACAAAGUAAAACGAUAAUCUAUGCAGAGAGAAAGGACCUUUACCAGCAUUGUUACAGCAGCACUUUUGUAUCAGAAUUUGGUGCAUACUUUCAAUACAGACUAACUUAAUACAUGUGAGUAGAGUAAAAUAUCGCAUUGUGUAAAAGAAAUUGCAACACUAAUUUAUUACAUUUCAUUUGGGUUCAUGAAAACAUAAAUUAAACAGUCUGGAUUCACUUCAUGUAAAUCCUGAAGAAACCUUUUCUAACUGGGCCACAACAGUGGGCUGCAAAUCAGUUUAAUCAAGCUCUUUAUGUACAGCAAUGGUGCUUAGACUGUAGCACAAGCGCCACAUAUA